Molecule: messenger RNA, 2566 nt
Organism: Chelonoidis abingdonii (Abingdon island giant tortoise)
Lineage: Eukaryota; Metazoa; Chordata; Testudines; Testudinidae
Source: RefSeq, a predicted model, not a curated record
UACAACCCUUCUAUCCUUCAGGGGUGGUUUACGGAAACCCACAGAUAACUGAGCAAACCUCUGCCAACCAACUAACAUGAGCAGCAUUAGGAAUAAGCCUGCUUGGGGACUGUGUUUCAAGAAGGGAACAAGUUUCACUUUUAAUCUAACAGGCUUGUUUUGAAGAGUCUAUGGGGUGUGAAUGAUUGGACAGUGAAUCUCAGUGGAGGCCCUGGCUCUGGAGUAUUUGAGCAGCACGUUCAAGAUGGAAAGAAUCAGCUGUUAGAACCUGGAACAGACCCACUCUCUGGAUGAUCACCAGUCUCUUGUGACUGGAUUCAACCACUAAAUCCCACAUGUUUCUGAGCCCCUUGGAUUUGGAUAGAGACUAAUUGCUCUUCCUAGCUCUGGGUCUUUCAGGCAUACUCCCAGCCUGACCCCUGACACUGAACAAUGGGGAGACCCAGGAAAAAUCCUGACACCACAGCCUCACCUCAUCAGACUGCAACUGUGCCCAAAGCCACCCCAGCAGCACCUCGUUCCUCUGCCGCCUCUACCCAGGCCAAGACAACACCCACAGCCAGCCGACCUAAGAGCGCUGAGGCUGCUGGGAAUUCAGGCACCAGCAGGGCACAGACAGACAAGCCAACCAGCAGCACCACUGCCAGAAGAGCUGGGCAAAGCUCUUCCCAAUCAAGGGCCACUGCAGCACAUGGCAAUGAUCAAGGAGACACCAAGAUAAGCUACGGAGUGACAGCUAAGAACCCCACAGUAACUAGUGGAGGGAAACCCUGCUCCACAACAGCUAAAGCACCUGCUGGUGCUGACCCCUGCCUGGGAGGGGGUCAAUACAGCCGCUCUCGGGCCAGUACCUCUGGCCGGGGCAAAGCAAGCAAAUUUCCCUCCCUGCUGACAAGAGAAGAUGUGUUGAAAGUGGAGAGGGAAACCCGGGGCCAGAGGGAUAAUCCCAAGUGGUACGAGUGGCGGGAAAACCGAAUCACAGCCUCAGUCGCACCCAGGAUCGCUAACAGCAAGUUUGUCAAUGGCAAGAGCUCUGAGGUGCCCCAGUCUUAUCUCAAGGCUGUGGUGAGCUCCGGUUCCAAAAUGCAGACACCAGCCAUGUCCUGGGGCACCCAAAACGAGAAAAAGGCAGUGCAGGCAUAUGAGGAGCUCCAGUCCAGGAAGACAGGUAGGCUUGUGAAGGUGCAGGAGUGUGGCCUCUUCAUUCACCCAGGGAAGGAGUGGCUCGCAGCCAGCCCAGAUGGAAUUGUCAGAGAAGCAGAUACAGGGAAGCUACUGGGGCUGCUGGAGGUCAAGUGUCCCUAUAAGCACAGAGACAAGACAGUGAAAGAGGCCUGUAAGGACAAAGCCUUCUGCCUGGAAGUAGAUGGUGAGUUCUACUCCUUGAAAAGAAACCAUCCCUACUACACUCAGGUGCAGUGCCAGCUGGCAACAACAGGCUUUGACAGGGCUGACUUUGUGGUUCACACCAACAAAGAUACAGUCAUCACCUCAGUGGACUUUGAUGCAGGGUUCUGGGAGAGAACUGAGCCUAAGCUGGAGAAGUUCUACAUGGAGGCUGUGAUUCCCCACCUGGAUGAGAAGAGAAGCAACUCAGUUUGGGCUAAGGAAGAAUAAAGUAUUUGGGACAUCUGGCCACUACCCCACCAGGGACUUCUGUCUUCCAGAUGCCAUGAUAGAUUAAUGGACUAUCUCUAGUUCUGCCACAGCAGAACUAUGGAAUCUGGAGCAUGAUACCUGCUGAGUCCUGGUCUACAUUUAAAAAUUAGAGCUAACUAGCUACAUUUGUUCCCUCAAUGCCUUAGUUAUGUCUACCUAACCUCCAGUAUAGACAUGACUAGGUCUUCUAAUGAACUAGUUCCUACACUGAGCAGUAACUAUCUCCAGUACAGCUGCAGCACUGCUGCUGUAGUGGCUGUAAUGUAGACAUUGCUUGAGACUGGACUCUUCCUUCCUAUUUAGAUUGUAAGCUCCCUGAGGCAAGGAUUGUAUCUGCCUGUGUCUCCUACAGGAGUGGCAUUUAGUGCUCCGGGACUGAACUGAUUGCCUGUCGGUCUUGAUAAUGUCACCUUUCUCUGAACAGCUGCCCUCUUCCGAACUUCUUAUUCCAGUGCCUGGCAGCUGCUGCAAAGUAUCCCAUCUCUAGGGAAAUAAGUUGGUCUGUCUGUGAAACGGUCUAGUUCAGGGUUAAGAGAAGAAGGUGGAUGAGGUAAUCUCACCCAUCUUGUGUGUCUCAUAUCUUGGUGCCAACACAGUUACAACAAAACUGCAUAGUUCAAGGUUGUCUGGGGAGGGGGCUGGAUUCCAUUUAAUGGUCUGGGGUGAAGUUCAGGUCUAAACUUGAAUUUUAGUCCACCAAGGAAUCCUUGCUGCUGUCAAUGGCAGAUUUGCCAAAGAUCAAACAAAAGGUAUGGACUUUAAGGGGUAACUGAACUUAUAAUUAUGGGCUGUAUUGUCAAUUCAGCAUCACACAAAGGGAUAAUGUGUUCUGCUUUAGAUAGGCUGCUGUUUCUUCUCUUGCCAUCUUCCCUCACAACCUCUUUCCCACAGUCUGUUAAAAUGAUCA